UGAUGCUCUGCUGCCUGCUUGGGCCUCCCGGGGAAGGGACGGGGCGCGUCGAAGCGGCCGGGCUCGCCGCGAGAUCCUGCUCGCAGCUCGCACGGAGGAGGACGGCGAGGCUCAGGCCGAGGAAAAAGGGUAGAGGGGGGAAUUCGACAGUGGGCAGAAUUGGCCACGGAGGAGUCGCCGCCACCCCGCCUGCACCGUCGCGCGGCGUGCCGUGCCCGAAGAGCCCCCUGGCGCGGCAGGCACGGACGCCGGCCGUUAAAGACUUGGCUUCGCGGCGCGCCGAGGCGCUGCUGGUGCGCUCGCGUUACGGGUCGAGGGGCCUCUGCCUGCACGGUUCCCCCCGUGGCCGUGAGCGACCCGAGGAAAAGAAGGAGGAGGAGGAGGAGGAGGAGGAGGAGGAGGAGGGGGAGGAGGACGGGUCGCAUAGGCCCUUCGGAGAAACCCUCCAGUCGAGGGCCCUCUUGUUUUGGUGGACCCAAAAUGGGGACCAACCCGUCCACCCGUGGGCCCCCCAUCGCUCAGCAGCAGUACAUGUAGCAUCCGGCGGCCCCCUGCUGCCAGGGGCUGCACGGCAGCUGCGCCUUGCAGCUGCAAGACUGCAUCCUGUUGCACGGGCCGGUGACGCGAUCUCCGCUCUCGCCGAAGCUGCCACAGAUGUUGGCACAGACGUUGGAAGUGCCGAUCUGCGCGUUCGCCGGGGGGGCGCACACGAGGCCGUUCAUGCAGCUGCCGUAGUAGUCCCCAGUGCUCCCAGAUUGGCCGCACUUCUCCCCGACCUGAUUGCCUGAAGGCCUCGGCGUGGGCGCUGGCGUGGGCGGAGUGGGCGCGGGCGUGGGCCUGGGCUGACCAGGGCACGGGCCGCAAGUCGCGUCGCCGCAGAACUUGCACUGCUCAAGGCCCGCCCCGUUGCCCGCCGCCUUGCAGCACACGCCAGCUCCACUGGUGCUGCAGCCCUGAGUGUCCUUGUAGCAGCUCAUCGCCGCGCCGCAGUAGGUACCUGCGAAGCUCUCGUAGCACGUGAGCGUGGUCGUCUCGGUGGUGUUCGCGUGGCUGUGCUGGGUCACCCUGGCCUUCUCUGCGGCCGAGCGCUGCAGCAACGCGGACACCUCGGCAUCGUCAGCCUGGCACGCUCCGUCGGCACAACCCUCGUCGGCCAGCGCACGCGCGGACAGCAGAAGCAGGAGAGCCACAGCGAAGCGCGCCAUGGGUCCGCGCCUUCGUAUCUGAAGCCCUUCGGCAGCCGCCUUGAGCCAAAAUCGCU
Prorocentrum cordatum is the source of this 1261-nucleotide messenger RNA. Lineage: Eukaryota; Dinophyceae; Prorocentrales; Prorocentraceae. The record is from the annotation of a GenBank genome assembly.